Molecule: messenger RNA, 1047 nt
Organism: Cladophialophora psammophila CBS 110553
Lineage: Eukaryota; Fungi; Ascomycota; Eurotiomycetes; Chaetothyriales; Herpotrichiellaceae
Exons: 3
Coding region: 1-1047 (348 amino acids)
Cellular component (GO): membrane
Source: RefSeq, a predicted model, not a curated record
AUGGCCUCUUCUUCCGACAUAUCCUACUGGGUAUAUAAGCCAACCAAAGGUGUCUCCAUUGCAUUUGCCGUGCUCUUUUUUGUCUCGGGCGUCCUUCACGUGUGGCAAAACAACCUCAAAUACAAGGGCUCGUGGCGAAUUGGCUUUCUCUUCCCAUGGGCGGCAGCACUGUUUGUUGCAGGACUUGUAACUCGAGAAUACGGUGCAUAUCAUACCGAUGAUCUCGGCGUAUUUAUUGCCAGUACGGUUCUGUUGUUCAUUGCUCCACCAGUCUACAACGGUGCAGAUUACUUCAUUUUCGGCAGGCUGUUGUACUACAUACCGUACCUGUCUCCUCUUCACCCAGGACGUGUCUGGACUACUUUCGUCGCGUUGGACCUCGUCGACGGGAUAAUUGCAGGCAACGGAGCCUCGUACGCGGCGAAUUCCAGUAACAGCGAAUCAAAAAUCAAAUUGGGCGUCAUACUGGUCAAGGUGUCGCUCUUUCUUCUGCUGGGCAUGUUUCUCGGCUUUAUAUACCUUAUAGCCAUCUUCCACAGACGAUGCAUCGCAGCCAACGUCUUCACCCACAAAGUGAAAGUUGUCGUGUACUCGCUCUAUGCCUCUGGCUUUCUCAUUCUCAUCCGCAACACCUUUCGCACCGCCUCGUUCUUCUACCCGCCAACCUCGACAGCCAAUGGAAAAGAGUGGACUUUUUGGGUACUAGAGGUCGUCCCUAUGCUCUUCAACACCUACCUCAUGAACAUCUAUCCGCCCUUGAAAUACCUACCCCACAAUAACAAGUUAUACCUGGCUGUGGAUGGCAAGACAGAGAUCGAAGGCCCAGGAAUGGUCGAGAAUAGACCUUUCAUCCUGACACUGGUUGAUCCGUUCGACCUUGUCGGGUUGGUGACGGGGCAAGAUAACAAGAACAGAUUCUGGGAGAAGGACGGUAUUGGCGGACCGAAGGGGUCGGCGCGUCGUAGAAUUGGAGAUGAUAACGAACUAGGCAGAGGGAUAAAGGGAGGCCACAGCAAAACUCGAGUACAUGAUACAGAGGUUAUCUGA